Molecule: messenger RNA, 2031 nt
Organism: Ciona intestinalis (vase tunicate)
Lineage: Eukaryota; Metazoa; Chordata; Ascidiacea; Phlebobranchia; Cionidae
Source: RefSeq, a predicted model, not a curated record
UGUUUUUACAAGCACACAGAGGGAAAUACGAAACUCUAGAGUUUUUGUUCGCGCCUGCCUUUUCCAUGUUUCCAAAAUAACAUGAAGCCGGCGAAGAUGAAAUCAUUGUCUCCGAUUAUGGAACGACAUACACCGCAGCAUCCUUUGCCGGACGAUCUCAAGAAUCUUCCAAAUGAUGAGACAGUAUGCCAGUUCUGUGGUGUAAGUUACCUCAUACAUCACGAGAUCAAGAAGUUGGAGGAGAUGGUUGCUCAUCUGGAGCAGGAGCUUAAGUUUCAUCAGGGAUCAGAGGAGAGAGAGCAAAAACUGAGGGAGGAAUUGGAGAAAAACAAGCAGGCUACUUUGUCAUUGCAUGACAUUAUAGCAGAUAGGGAUAAAACAAUAGAAACAAUCACAGCAGAUUUUGAAACCGAAAGAAAUAAAAAUGAAUCUCUCACCUCAAGAUUGGUUGCUGAAGAGAAAAAGUCAAAACAGUUUUUGGAAAAUAACUUGGAAAAGAAAGCGAAAUACCAAACAUCUCUAUAUAAAGUUCAAAGUGCAAUAAACUUGGUAAAGUUGGACUUUUCUAAACUUCGCACAGAAGUUUCCCCAGCUGAACAAAAUGCUUCAGUUUUUAAAGAUGAAGUUUUUACAAAGUUUUCACAUUUGUUGUCUAAUUGCUCUGAAGAUAUGCGAGCAUUAAGAAGAAAAAACAGCUGCUUGUCUGAAGAUUUGCAAGUUCUUGCUUCAGAAUGUGAUGCAGCAAAAAAACGUGCAGAAAAUGCAGAACAUAGAAUUGGUUUACUUUUAAAAGAUGCUGAAAACCUGAAAAGUGAUCAAAGUGGUCAAAUUUCCGCUCUGCAAAACAAAAUACAGGAACUAGAAGAAUUGUACGCUGAUAGAACCAAAGAAAUUAAAAUGUUGGAAAUGAAAGAAAAUUCUGCAAGAUCAGACCAAGCUGAAAUGGAAGCAAAACUCAAAAAAAAGCAGUUGGAAGUUCAAAGCAUGACGGUCAAGAUGCAGAAGACAGAAGAUAGUGCUGCAUCGACCAUACAGAGAUUGAACCAGGAUUGUCGUCAACUUGAGAGGGAGUUGGCUUCAUUGAAUGAAGAGACAAUGAAGAUGAGGAACAGGGAGAAAGAGAGAGAGAAACGAGAUCAAGAGAGGAACAGACAGAAUAGCUUGGCUCAUGGGCAAAUGGAGCAGCUCAAUUGUGCUUUAAACGAUGCCAAAAAUACUGUCAAGACUUUGACUGCUGAGAGAGAGCUAAUGACAUCAUCACACCAGCAUCAGAUCCAGCAGUUGCGCGAAAGUUUCCGCAGCAAACUGGAAGCAUCUGAGUCGACACCAAUCAGAGCACAACAAGAAUUGCAGGCAAUGCAAGAGCGCCAUCGUGAGGAAAUGCAGGAGUUUGAAAGAACAUUACGAGAUGAAUUUCGAAUCGAAAUGAGCGUUGAAAAAGAUAAACAGGCAGAGGCUAUUUCAAGUCUGAAAAGCAAGUUUAAAAAUGAAAUGCAUGAGCUUGAAUAUGAUUUGAAAAGAGAUGCUGAAUCGGACAAAAACGAAAUUUCUUCACUUAAACAAAAAGUUGACUAUUUCACCAAAAACGCAGAAGAGAAAAAGAUAGAAUUUGAAGAAGAGAGACAAAGUUUAAAACAAAUGGUGAGUCAGCUGGAGGAGAGGAUUACUGCUCUCACACAGGAACAGGAAGACAGAGAAGAGGAGAAACGGUUUGCAUCUUCAACAGCAUCGCAAAAGUGGAAAGACAUGGAGGAGAAAAAUGAAAACCUUCAACGUGACAUGAUUGCAAUGAAAGAAGAGGUAGAACUGCUUCAAGAAACAGUCCGCAGAGAAUGUGAGGAAAGAUAUGAACUUACUGAAGCCCUCAGCCAAGCAAGAGAUGACCUAAAAACAGCAACGGUAAGCUUAGUUUUAAUAAAAAAGGCGUUCCCCUUUGCGCCAGAAAUUAUCCGUUUGAACCGAUGUGAUAACUGGUGCUGUGAGCAACUUCUGUUUAAAACCCAAACAAAUAAUCAACAGAGAAAUGAUUGA